AUGUAUCGUCGCGGAUCGCACCUGAGCGAGGCAAGCUUCAUGGAAGAUGUCGAGAUGGCGCACGAUGAGGUAUUCGAACUCGGCCCCAUGCCUCUUUUCCCUUCCUCCUCGCGCACGCGGCCUCCCCGUAGGGAGCCUGGACAGCAGCUGACGCCCACAAUCCAGGUCUUCUCCGGUCCCAUGUCCGAGAGCAUACCCACGAGCGUAUCCGCCUUCUCCCACCGCCGCCGGCAGAGAGCAGACUCGAGUGCGAGUUUGACGAGCUUCGCAUACUAUGAUGAAGACCAGGACUCGCAAGACGGUCUUGAGGACCACGCUAUCGCAGAAGACGGAGAGAGUGAAUACGGUGGAUAUACCGUCGCAGAGCUGGAAGACCUUGAGGCGGGCCUGUCUUCAGAGUCGACGUCGCCGACGCCAUCGCGGAGAAAGUCAAGUGGUAGCAGAAAAUCAGUUGACAGGCCCUUGCUGCGGCGGCAUUCUUCGACAGGGAGUACAGGCUCAGGCGCAGACUGGAGAGGGCGCAGGUCAAACCAGAAGAUCUACAUCAUGACCGAAGACUUGACUAUCGUCAUCGCUGGCUUCACAACGUCACCCAUUGGCUAUGCUGUAUACGCGCUGCUUUGCAUUGCUACUUUAGGCAUCGGCUGGCUCCUCUUCCGGUGGUUACCUCGAUGGAGGGUAAAACUGGUCGGUAGGAAUACACCAAUCAAAGAGUGCGACUGGAUCGUAAUCGAAAACCAAUGGGGAGAGUUCGCUGUACAAGAUGUGAGCCGGCAGACUUACGGACGGUCAUUAUCCACGGUAUUUGGCGAUGAUGAGAAGGGACGACAUGGAGAAUGGGAUGAGGACGAAGAUCCACUAAUUCAAGAGCUACGCUGCCUAGAUUACCGCUAUAUCCGCUUCGUCUAUCACCCCAUCAAGGACAAGUUCGUACUCGCGAACACCUGGAAGGACCCUGCUUGGACCGAAGUGUCCACUCUCCGCGAAGGCCUCGAUAACGAUGAACGAGACUACCGCGAGCUUGUAUUUGGAAAGAAUUUGAUCGAUAUCGCCGAGAAAACAAUUGGUCAACUCCUGGUGGACGAGGUCUUCCAUCCAUUCUACGUUUUCCAGAUCGCCAGUCUUCUCCUCUGGUCCCUGGACGAGUAUUAUUACUACGCAUGCGCCAUCUUCAUCAUCUCAGCUGUCAGUAUCAUCACCACUCUGAUUGAGACAAAAACCUCCAUGAAGCGAUUACGCGAGGUCUCGAAGUUCGAAUGCGAGGUUCGAGUGUUGCGUAGCGGCUUUUGGACUCACGUGGACUCAGCAGAGCUUGUGCCAGGAGAUGUCUACGAAGUCACGGAUCCUGCACUUAAUCAGUUCCCUUGCGACAGCCUGCUACUUUCUGGAGACUGCAUCGUCAAUGAGAGUAUGCUGACCGGCGAGUCCAUCCCAGUUUCUAAGCUCCCUGUUUCAAAUGCAUCGCUCGACAUGCUCGACCUUAGUGCCUCCGCUGUACAUCCAGAAAUCGCGCGCCAUAUGUUGUUCUCUGGAACUAAAAUCAUCCGCGCUCGGAGACCGCACGAGGAUCACGUCGACGAUGAAGCUGCUGCCCUAGCAAUGGUUGUCCGUACCGGCUUCAACACGACAAAGGGUGCGCUAGUACGGUCAAUGCUCUUCCCCAAGCCUUCCGGCUUCAAGUUCUACCGUGACUCUUUCCGAUACAUCUCCGUUAUGGCAAUAAUUGCUAUGAUUGGCUUCGUCGCGUCAUUCAUCAAUUUCGUCCACCUCGGUCUCGAAUGGCAUCUGAUCGUUGUGCGAGCGCUCGAUUUGAUUACGAUCGUAGUACCUCCUGCACUACCGGCCACCCUCACCAUCGGAACCAGCUUCGCUCUAUCUCGCUUAAAGCAGAAACAGAUCUUUUGCAUCAGCCCGCAGCGAGUGAACGUAGGCGGCAAACUUGAUGUUGUUUGUUUCGACAAGACCGGAACACUUACAGAAGAAGGUCUUGAUGUGUUGGGUGUGCGCGUAGUAGAGCGACCCAGGAACCGAUUCAGCGAGCUCCUCGCAGACCCAUACGACAUCCUCCCUGGAUCACAACAUGAUCGUGACCCGACCGUAGAGUAUCUAGCCCAUAAGACUAUCCUAUACACCAUGGCGACCUGUCACUCAUUGCGCAAGAUCGACGAGGAACUGUUGGGCGAUCCUCUCGACGUCAAGAUGUUUGACUUUACUGGCUGGAGCUACGAAGAAGGAGAGCAGAAGUCUGGCAAUCCGGGCGACGACGAUCCCGAGCAAAAGCUUUCGCCUUCUGUUGCUCGGCCACCGCCGGGACGAGAGUACGAUGUCGACGAUCACGAAGACGACCCCAAUAGAAAGCCAGUCGAGCUCGGUGUGCUGAAGGCUUUUGAGUUCGUAUCACAGCUACGGAGAGCCAGUGUCAUUGUACGGCAAUUCGGCUCAAAAAGUGGACAAGUAUAUGUCAAGGGCGCGCCGGAGGUCAUGAAAGAGAUCUGCCGAGCAGAGAGUUUUCCUACCGAUUACGAGGAGCUCCUGGCUUUCUACACCCACCGUGGUUUCCGUGUUAUCGCUUGCGCCACCAAGACAAUCGCCAAGCUCAACUGGCUCAAGGUCCAGAAGAUGAAGCGCGAGGAAGCUGAAAGCCAGCUCGACUUCGUGGGUUUCAUCAUAUUCGAAAACAAGCUCAAACCUAGCACCGCACCCGUCAUCGAGGAGCUGGAACGCGCGAACAUCCGCAAGACAAUGUGCACCGGUGAUAACAUCCUCACCGCUAUUAGUGUCGCUCGCGAGUGCGGCCUCAUCAACAAAACAGCACAUUGUUUCGUCCCGCACUUCGUUGAGGGCGACUGCCGCACUGCACUAUCAAAACUUAGCUGGGAAUCUGUUGAUGACCCCGUUUUCAAACUCGACGAAAAUACACUCAAACCUCUCCCGCCACCGCCAGAAGCCGACGUGUCCCUUCCAUACGACAUUUCGAAUCUGAGGAAUUACAGUCUAGCUGUCAGUGGAGAUGUCUUCCGCUGGGUUGUCGACUUCGCAUCUGAAUCCGUACUGCGCGAAAUGCUUGUGUGUGGGCAGGUCUUCGCACGCAUGUCACCCGACGAGAAACACGAGCUUGUCGAGAAACUGCAGUCCAUCGACUACUGUGUCGGUUUCUGUGGCGACGGCGCAAAUGACUGCGGUGCGCUGAAGGCUGCCGAUGUUGGUAUAUCGCUAUCUGAAGCGGAAGCCUCGGUAGCGGCGCCAUUCACGAGUCGCAACUUUGAUAUCAGCUGUGUGCCGCAGGUUAUCAAAGAAGGCAGGGCGGCGCUGGUGACGAGUUUCAGCUGCUUCAAGUACAUGAGCUUGUACAGCGCUAUCCAGUUUUGCUCUGUAUCGUUCCUCUACGCCAGCGCGAGUAACCUCGGAGACUUCCAGUUCCUCUUCAUCGACCUCCUACUUAUUCUCCCUAUCGCCAUCUUCAUGGGCUGGUCCGGCGCCUAUCCAAUCCUCAGCCGCAAACGCCCCACUGCGAACCUCGUGUCAAGAAAGGUGCUGACGCCGCUGCUGGGCCAGAUGGUCUUCUGCAUCCUCGUUCAAUUCAUCGCCUUCCAUUUCGUGCAGAAGCAGGAUUGGUACAUGCCGCCUGUCGUGGAUAAAGACCACUCCAACAGCCUCAACUCGCAGAACACCGCGCUCUUCCUGGUGUCCUGUUUCCAGUACAUAUUAUCCGCCGUCGUGCUCUCGGUAGGGAAACCCUACCGCGAACCCAUGUCCCGCAACCUCCCCUUCAUCACGACCAUCUUCUUCACACUGGCUAUCUCGGCAUAUAUGCUCUUCGACCCCGCGCAAUGGGUCAUGGACUGGAUGGAACUGACUUACAUGGACGUGUCCUUCAAGGUCUUCAUCAUGGCUCUUGGCCUCGGUAACUUUGCUCUGGCGUAUGUCAGCGAGCGGUACCUUUUCCCUGGCUUGUCUAAAUGGAUCGGCGUCGCGAAGGUUAAAUUUGGAGGGGCAAAGUGGCAGAAGAAGAAGAAGGAGUAUAAGAUUAUUGCGGAGAGUAUGCGUAUGUAG
Molecule: messenger RNA, 4053 nt
Organism: Cucurbitaria berberidis CBS 394.84
Lineage: Eukaryota; Fungi; Ascomycota; Dothideomycetes; Pleosporales; Cucurbitariaceae
Product: P-type ATPase-like protein
Exons: 2
Coding region: 1-4053 (1350 amino acids)
Biological process (GO): intracellular calcium ion homeostasis
Cellular component (GO): membrane
Molecular function (GO): ATP binding; ATP hydrolysis activity; ATPase-coupled monoatomic cation transmembrane transporter activity
Source: RefSeq, a predicted model, not a curated record